CAAAAGAUGCUGCGUCCUUCAGCUGAAGCUAAGGCCGUUACAUCCUGGCGACUAGCACCGCACCCCACCACCACCUGCCCAUUCAGCCAUGGCCUUCAGCUCUGAGUUCGCCUGCAUCUACGCCGUGCUUAUCCUGCAUGACGACGAAGUCACCGUCACGGAGGACAAAAUUAAUGCACUUAUUAAAACAGCUGGAGUAAAUGUUGAACCUUUCUGGCCGGGCCUGUUCGCCAAGGCUCUAGCUAACAUUGACAUUGGAAGCUUGAUCUGUAAUGUAGGAGCUGGUGGUGCUCCAGCUGCUGCUGCUCCUUCAGGGAGUUCUGCGCCUGAUGGUGGGGCUGCCCCUGCUGAGGAGAAAAAAGAAAGAAGAAUCUGAGGAAUCUGAUGAUAACAUGGGCUUUGGUCUCUUUGACUAAACUGA
Molecule: messenger RNA, 421 nt
Organism: Gopherus flavomarginatus (Mexican gopher tortoise)
Lineage: Eukaryota; Metazoa; Chordata; Testudines; Testudinidae
Product: 60S acidic ribosomal protein P1-like
Exons: 1
Coding region: 89-376 (95 amino acids)
Biological process (GO): cytoplasmic translation
Cellular component (GO): cytosolic large ribosomal subunit
Molecular function (GO): structural constituent of ribosome; ribonucleoprotein complex binding; protein kinase activator activity
Source: RefSeq, a predicted model, not a curated record